Messenger RNA from Magallana angulata, 2097 nucleotides. Its product is annotated as IgGFc-binding protein-like. The coding region runs from base 130 to 2097 and encodes 655 amino acids. The transcript has 5 exons. Lineage: Eukaryota; Metazoa; Mollusca; Bivalvia; Ostreida; Ostreidae. The record is from RefSeq and is a predicted model, not a curated record.
GGUCCGUGACGCAUCACCGGCCUCCCACUCACUGGAUAUAUAUUAGGAGAGCUUCGCUCCGAAUUAACGAAAGUUUUUGGCGCCUUUAGGAAGACCGUCGUUUCUACUUAUAUCUCUAAGAGUUUUAAGAUGUCGCUGUCGUGGGCACUUCUCCUCCUCGUUCCCAGUCUUAUGGAGUGUGCCCCUAGCUGGUCCUAUGGUUGGGGAAACACAUGGCAGGACCUUCCUUUUUGCUCCAGCGAUCCAGUACCAUGUGACAUGGCAUUAAAAAUGUACGCGGCGACGUCUCCCAAUUCUCAGGAAAUCUACAACACAGACAGGCAGAUCUGUACUUGUCCCGAUGGAAACACUUGUCCUAGCGGUUGGAUUACUCAAGGCGACAAAACCAUCACCAGGGACAUCCUCUCAAGAGGAAGGCGGAUCGGCAUCGCUUUACACUACUGUAACCCGCUAGGGGCAGUCCGAUCAUGCGAAGACGGAGAGACAGCUAUGGUAAUGGAGGGUGGAAAUAUUCCGGAAAGAAUUCGUUCCGUGAACUGUAAAUGCCAAGGACAAGACCCAAUGAAAAUCAAAAAGAGCUACAUGGUCGGGUGGAAAUGGAAUCAUGAUCUUGUUUGCGAUAUGCCCCGGUGUAACAUCAAUCGUUCGGAUGGAGGUAUGUGUGAGAAAAUCCGGAAAGUAAGAGACCCUCAGACUUGGCUUGAGACGUACGUCAACACAAACCUUUGUGAAUGUCCGACCGGGUACGACUGCAUUCAGGAGAGUCGUCUGAACAAGGAGGUGUUUUACGGUGCUCUCGAUAACAGAGGAACUGAGUUCAUUAUUACGUUUAUGGACAACAAAAUUUUAGAAAAUAGGGACAUUCAGCCCGAAAUUUUUAUCACCACGGCCAAAUCGCACCUCGUUCACGUAACGGUUACGUCUCCAGGUGUGCAAAACUCCCACCUGCACGACAGCUUCUCCAUUACAAAUGGACACGUCAAACGAGUUGCUGUCGACACAAGCUAUCGUUUAAACCAAACUGAAUUCAGUAAGAAGGGUAUUCUAAUUCAAGCAGAUGACGAAAUCGUUGUCUAUGGAGUCAACAGGGAAGUUUAUUCCGACGACGGCUAUUUGGCGUUGCCAACGGACGUCUUGGGAACAGAGUAUUAUACCAUGUCAUACUCGCCCUCCUAUUACUAUUGUGUUUUUGCCGUUAUUGGAGUUCAGGACCAAACUCAUGUUGCGAUUCAGCUUCCAAAUACUCCUCAUGUUAAUGUUACGUACAAAGGCCAUAUGUACACUAAAAACCAAUGGAUUAACGUGACGUUGGAUAGAUUCAGUACAUUUGAGCUCCAUGCUGUUCCCGAUCUCAGCGGUGCGCACAUUGUCUCUGAUAAACCCGUCGGGGUCCUCAGUGGAAAUAGGAAGGCUGUGGUCGGAAAUACAGGCGGGUCACGUGAUCAUUUGGUCGAGAUGUUGCUUCCAGUGUCUUCUUGGGGCAAGAACUAUGCCACCGUACCAAUACCAGAGAGAGCUGUGGGUGACAUAUUCCAGUUCCUUGCUAGUGAGGACAACACCCAUGUCAAUGUUUCAGGUGUAAUCAACGGCAAGGCAUUUCAUGAUCACUUCACAAUUUCAAAAGCUGGAACGUAUGCUAAGAAAGAAUAUGACUCAGCUUUGUAUUCCCAUAUAACAUCCGAUAAACCGAUCUCAGUCUUUCAAUUUUCCAAGACUCAGAAAGGAGGGACGGAUUUGGCCGACCCUGCUAUGUUGAUUGUCCCGCCCAUUGAACAAUAUGCUGCAGACUAUACAUUUACCACACCCGAAUACUCUAAAGGAGAGUACACCAACUAUUUCAUGUUCGUGGUCGACGUUGCCCAGAAGAACGGUCUGAGACUGGACAACCAUCCUCUGCCCCACAACCAGCAUUACGUGACGAUUCCUGGAAGUAAUCUAGUGGCUGGAUUUCUGAAGGUCUCCGUUGGAACCCAUUCUGUGACCCACACAAACCCCACCACUGUCAUUGGGGGAAUUCUCUUUGGAAAAGCAAACCUUGAAUCCUACGCUUUUCCUAUUGGUCUGCUACUGACUCCAGUUAACACAGUGAGAAACUAA